AGGAAUUUAAAAUACAAUUUAUAUUGCUUGACAAAAAUGGAAACACUGUAUUUGGAUUCAACGAAGGAAAUCGGUACAGCAGAUUGGUCUAUGGUCACAGUGAUAUAAUUUUGGAUAUUGCGAUCAGUGGAGAUUCAAGUUGGUUUUAUUUUGCAACAUAUGACUCAAUAGUGCAGUAUUCAAUGGACAAUAGCAACGGUUCUACCCUGAUAGACAUAAAAGGGAUACAAGCACAGUUUUUCUGUUUUGACAUCCAAACAAACUCGGUGAUAAUUAUUGGCGAGACUUCUCAGGGUUAUUUAUUGCACCUUCAGCGCAUUGAUGCAAACCGAAACAUAACAAAAGUACAUCUCCCAUAUGUGGAACAUCCAACAGAAAUAACGUGCGUAGCAGAGAAAAGAGUUGCUGUAAUAUCACAUGGGAAUGAGCUUGUCAUAUUUGAAAUAGAAAAUUUAACGUGGACAACACUCCAAACACCCUAUCAAGAGGCACAUUUACGUCUUGCAGUUCAUCAAACAGAUAACGACAUCUUCUGUGCAGAAACAAAACAAAAUGAAAUAUUCCGAUUAAGCUAUGAUGGAAAGUAUUUUACGAAGGUGUAUGAAGGGAAUGAGGGAGAAAUAACAGAUUUUGAUGUAGAUCAUACAUUUGUUUACGUUCUGACAAAGAAUCCGAGAGACUGCAAAACAAAUGUUGAGGCGGUAAAUAACAAUGAAAUCAAAGAACAACAUAAACAUAAUGAAGUUUAUGAAGUACGAGUCCGUAUGACAAAGAUCAAGAUGAAGAAAACGGGAGGCGACGAAGGGACGAAAAAAAGAGCGGGAAUACAACAAAAGGACAGUGAUAGAGGAAGUGAGCCCUGA
Saccostrea cuccullata (small rock oyster) is the source of this 863-nucleotide messenger RNA. RefSeq lists its product as uncharacterized. The transcript is spliced from 5 exons. NCBI's taxonomy places the organism in Eukaryota, Metazoa, Mollusca, Bivalvia, Ostreida, Ostreidae. Gene Ontology annotation, molecular function: protein binding. The record is from RefSeq and is a predicted model, not a curated record. The annotation marks the transcript as partial.